This is a messenger RNA of Helianthus annuus (common sunflower), 1506 nucleotides long. RefSeq names its product UDP-glycosyltransferase 75C1. The transcript has a single exon. The record is from RefSeq and is a predicted model, not a curated record. Lineage: Eukaryota; Viridiplantae; Streptophyta; Magnoliopsida; Asterales; Asteraceae. Gene Ontology annotation, molecular function: UDP-glycosyltransferase activity. The coding region runs from base 27 to 1391 and encodes 454 amino acids.
CCCUAUUCAGCACCACUCUCGGCACAAUGACAGGCCAUCGAAAAAACAAAAUCCUGAUCGUUGCAUAUCCAAAUCAAAGCCAUAUUAACCCAACCAUCCGUUUCGCCAACCGUCUCGUUAAGUUGGGUGUUGAUGUCACCAUUUCCACUAGCUUCUCUGUCGUACGACACAUUAACAAGCAAACCACCCAUCACGGCCUAACCUUUGCCUCAUUUUCCGAUGGCCAUGAUAACGGUCAACAACCAACUACCACUUUGCAACAAUUCAUCUCGGAUUUUGCUACUAAAGGGGCUUGUGCGGUCGCAAAAAUCAUUAGCUCCGCGGUGGCAGCAGGCCAUCCGUUUGACCACUUGGUGUACACCACUGUCUUACCGUGGGCAGCAAAGGUGGCUAAUGCCCACGGUUUAGAAUCAUCUCUCCUUUGGUGCCAACCAGCCACUGUCUUAGAUAUUUAUUAUUACUAUUUCAAUGGCAAUCAAGAAUUGAUAUCUUGUAGCCAUUACAACCCAACGCUUCCUAUCAAUUUACCCGGACUUCCAUCAUUAACCACUGCUGAUCUACCAUCCUUCUUGUUGUCGUCCUGCCCUAAGGAACACGAAUUUAUUCAACAAAAUUUGAAAGACCAUAUUGAUGUACUUAAAAUAUCUCCAAGAAUACUUGUGAACACUUUUGAUGACCUUGAAAUCGAGCCCAUUAGAGCAAUAAAAAAACUUGUGAUGAUUCCGAUUGGACCCCUUGUUCCAUCAGAAUUCUUAGAAGGAAAUGGUCCGUCAUACAAUUCACUCAGUUGUGAUUUAUUUGAAAAACCAAAGGAAGAUUACAUCAAAUGGCUAAACACAAAGCCAAAAUCAUCUGUCGUGUAUGUUUCGUUUGGAAGCACGACGAACUUAUCGAUCAAACAGGCAGAGGAGAUGGCAUCUGGUUUGUUUGAAAGUGGUCGGCCAUUUAUGUGGGUGAUCAGAGAGGGUAUACAAGCGAUGAAUUUGAGUAAGAUAGAGGUACUUAAAAGACAGGGGAUGAUAGUGAGUUGGUGCUCUCAAGUAGAGGUAUUGAACCACCAAGCAAUUGGGUGUUUCUUGACACAUUGUGGGUGGAAUUCGACGGUGGAGGCGUUGGCGGCCGGUGUUCCCACUGUUGCAUUUUCACAGUGGUCAGACCAGGCGACCAACGCGAAGAUGAUUGAAGAUGUUUGGAAAACAGGUGUUAAGGUGAAAAGAAGGCAGGGAGAUGGAAUGGUGGAAAGGAAGGAGAUUAAAAGGUGUGUGGAAAUGGUGAUGGAAGAUGAAGAAAUUAGGAGAAAUGCUAGGAAAUGGAAGGAGUUGGCAAGAAAAGCUUUCAGUAAUGGUGGAUCAUCUACAAUUAACCUCCAAGCUUUUUUGGAUGAUGCAUGACAUGACAUAUCAAUCAUGAGAACACCAUGUUCCAUUGCAUGUAUCUAUAGUUCAUCAUAAUUAUAAAACUAUCCAUCAAUACUUAAUAAAUACAUGAUUUUGGCUUAUAGAUUAA